AUGGAGACACUAGAAAACGAGCUGUGCUUUCCUCUCAUCAACAACUCGUGCAAGAAGAUCGUGCACUCCAACCCAGAUGCAGCCUUAGUCUUCACAGUGUUAACCACCAUCACCCUGGUCACUGUGCUCCUCAACCUGCUGGUCAUCAUCUCUAUCUCCCACUACAGGCAGCUCCACACCUGCACCAAUCUCCUCCUCCUCUCUCUGGCCGUCUCUGACCUGCUCGUGGGUGUCCUGGAGAUGCCGAUGGAAAUCCUCCUUUAUUAUGGUUGCUUCUUUUUAGGAGAUUUUGUAUGCAGCAUGUAUGGCUUUGUUAGCUUCCUAGUGAUCAGCGUCUCAGUGGGAAACAUGGUAAUGAUAUCUAUAGACCGCUAUGUUGCCAUAUGUGACCCUAUGUUUUACCACACAAAAGUCACCUAUAGACGUGUGGAGGUUUGUGUGAUUUCUUGUUGGUUAUUUUCAGCAAUACAUGCCAUCUGGAUGUCUCGAGAGUUCCUCCAGCAUCCUGACAUGUAUAAUUCCUGUUAUGGAGAAUGUGUAAUUCUUGUGAAUGAGAUUGAAGCAGCGUUUGACCUAGUUGUGACUUUUAUAGCACCUAUCAGUGUAAUAACAGUGUUGUAUAUGAGAGUCUUUGUGGUGGCAGUGACUCAGGCUCGAGUUUUGCGCUCUCAAGUUACAUCUGUGUCAGUGAAGCAUUCAGGGGCCAAGAAAUCUGAGCUCAAAGCAGCACGGACCCUGGGUGUGGUCAUAGUUAUGUUCAUCAUUUGCUCUUGUCCGUAUUACGUUUUUACUCUGUUAUUUGACUAUGGCCUCACAAACUCCUCAGGGGCUCUAGAGCUGUGGCUCAUAUAUUUUAAUUCCUGUAUAAAUCCAAUCAUCUAUGCAUUUUGUUACCCGUGGUUCUGGAGGGCUAUCAAAAACAUUGUUACACUUCAGAUUUUGAAGCCAGGCUCCAGUGAAAUGAACAUAUUGUAA
Boleophthalmus pectinirostris (great blue-spotted mudskipper) is the source of this 975-nucleotide messenger RNA. Its product is annotated as trace amine-associated receptor 13c-like. The record is from RefSeq and is a predicted model, not a curated record. Gene Ontology annotation, cellular component: membrane. Gene Ontology annotation, molecular function: trace-amine receptor activity. NCBI's taxonomy places the organism in Eukaryota, Metazoa, Chordata, Actinopteri, Gobiiformes, Gobiidae. The coding region runs from base 1 to 975 and encodes 324 amino acids. The transcript has 2 exons. Gene Ontology annotation, biological process: G protein-coupled receptor signaling pathway.